AUGAUUAGUACUUCGAAAAGCGCUGCUUUACCUAAAUCAGCUCAAUCAAUGCUUAACAAAGCUAUCGAAAAAGCGGCAAAAGAGGAAGCUAAGAAAGCUAGAAUUGCAAAGAAAGCCGAAAAAGACGAAGCGAAAAGACUCGCUAUAUUAAAUCCUCUUCUACUAAAAAAAAGAAGUCGAUUACGAAAAGAAAAAAGUAUCGCAAAGCUUGUUCUUAAGCAAUUACGAACUAUUAAAAAGGAAAAGAAUCAAGUUGAAGAAAGUCAAGUCGAAAUAGCUUUAUCUUAG
This is a messenger RNA of Drepanopeziza brunnea f. sp. 'multigermtubi' MB_m1, 288 nucleotides long. NCBI's taxonomy places the organism in Eukaryota, Fungi, Ascomycota, Leotiomycetes, Helotiales, Drepanopezizaceae. The record is from RefSeq and is a predicted model, not a curated record.